Astyanax mexicanus (Mexican tetra) is the source of this 6184-nucleotide messenger RNA. RefSeq names its product ATPase Na+/K+ transporting subunit alpha 3b (gene atp1a3b). The record is from RefSeq and is a predicted model, not a curated record. Gene Ontology annotation, cellular component: membrane. Lineage: Eukaryota; Metazoa; Chordata; Actinopteri; Characiformes; Acestrorhamphidae. The coding region runs from base 337 to 3411 and encodes 1024 amino acids. The transcript is spliced from 22 exons. Gene Ontology annotation, molecular function: ATP hydrolysis activity; ATP binding; P-type sodium:potassium-exchanging transporter activity. Gene Ontology annotation, biological process: sodium ion export across plasma membrane; potassium ion import across plasma membrane; intracellular sodium ion homeostasis.
CAAAAAAAAACCGGGACAGUGCGGCUUCUUUAGUUUUGCCGGCUCCGCCGCAACUAACGGAGAGCAGCUGCACUGCCCUGCUCUCUGCUUUCAUUUCAUAUUCCUUUAUCUAAUCCUCCUUUCUUCCGUUUUCAGUAGUUAUUUUAGUGAGGAACGACUCGUUUCAGCAACUUUUGACUGCUGUCGAGUCUUAUAGCUUUUUUUUCUCAGUGGUAUAGCUAAAUAUACAGCUUUAUCGCGCUUUUGUUUAAAUUUUUACGUCGCGUUUUUGUCCCCUCCUCAAAUCUGCGUCCCAAAGCUUGUCUUCGCUUCAUCUGCUGAGAAAAGAGCGCAGCCAUGGGGUAUGGGCGGUCAGACAGCUACCGCGUGGCCACCACGCAGGACAAAGAUGAUAAGGGCUCCCCGAAGAAGAACAAGAAAGGGAAUAAGGAUCUGGAUGAUCUGAAGAAGGAAGUCCCAUUGACCGAACACAAGAUGUCUGUGGAAGAAGUGUGCCGGAAGUUCCAGACAGACAUUGUUCAGGGUCUGACUAAUGCCAAGGCAGCAGAGUUCCUGCAGCGUGACGGUCCGAACGCUCUGACCCCACCCCCCACCACCCCAGAGUGGGUAAAGUUCUGCCGGCAGCUGUUUGGAGGUUUCUCCAUCCUGCUGUGGACCGGUGCCAUCCUCUGCUUCCUGGCCUACGCCAUCCAAGCCGCCACUGAGGACGAACCGGCCGGGGACAAUCUCUACCUGGGUAUCGUGCUGUCCGCUGUGGUCAUCAUCACCGGCUGCUUCUCCUACUUCCAGGAGGCCAAGAGCUCCAAGAUCAUGGAGUCCUUCAAGAACAUGGUGCCUCAGCAAGCGUUGGUGAUCCGUGAAGGAGAGAAGAUGCAGAUUAACGCAGAGGAAGUGGUGGCUGGAGAUCUUGUGGAGGUGAAGGGUGGAGACAGGAUUCCUGCUGACCUCAGGAUCAUCUCCUCACAUGGCUGCAAGGUGGAUAAUUCCUCUCUGACCGGUGAAUCAGAGCCACAGACACGAUCACCAGACUGCACUCACGACAACCCACUGGAAACCCGCAACAUCGCCUUCUUCUCCACCAACUGUGUAGAAGGAACGGCGCGUGGUAUUGUUGUAUGCACUGGUGACCGCACAGUGAUGGGCCGCAUCGCCACCCUGACCUCUGGCCUUGAGACCGGAAAGACGCCCAUCGCCAAGGAGAUUGAGCACUUUAUCCACAUCAUCACGGGCGUGGCCGUCUUCCUAGGUCUCAGCUUUUUCAUCCUGUCCAUCAUCCUGGGCUACAGCUGGCUCGAGGCCGUCAUCUUCCUCAUCGGUAUCAUCGUAGCUAACGUGCCUGAGGGGCUGCUGGCUACUGUCACUGUGUGUCUGACUCUCACAGCUAAGCGCAUGGCCCGCAAGAACUGUCUGGUGAAGAACUUGGAGGCUGUGGAAACCCUGGGCUCCACCUCCACCAUCUGCUCGGACAAGACCGGAACCCUCACACAGAACCGCAUGACUGUGGCCCACAUGUGGUUCGACAACCAGAUCCACGAGGCCGACACCACUGAGGACCAGUCUGGCGCAUCGUUCGAUAAGACCUCCGUGACGUGGGUGUCUCUGGCCCGUGUGGCGUCACUGUGCAACAGGGCGGUGUUCAAGGCAGGCCAAGAUUCUCUGCCUAUCCUGAAGAGGGACGUGGCCGGCGACGCCUCCGAAUCGGCUCUGCUCAAGUGCAUCGAGCUUUCCUGCGGCUCCGUGAAACAGAUGAGAGAGAGGAACAAGAAAGUAGCUGAGAUCCCUUUCAACUCCACCAACAAAUACCAGCUGUCCAUCCAUGAGACUGAGGACCCCAACGAUAACCGCUACCUGCUGGUGAUGAAGGGUGCACCUGAGCGUAUCCUGGACCGCUGCUCCACCAUCAUGAUUCAGGGCAAGGAGCAGCCCAUGGAUGAGGAGAUGAAGGAGGCCUUUCAGAAUGCCUACCUGGAGCUGGGAGGACUGGGAGAGAGAGUGCUUGGAUUCUGCCAUCUCCUGAUGCCUGAGGAUCAGUACCCCAAAGGUUUCGCCUUCGAUACAGAUGAUGUGAACUUCCAGACAGAUAACAUGUGCUUUGUUGGGCUGAUGUCCAUGAUUGACCCGCCCCGUGCUGCCGUGCCCGACGCAGUGGGAAAAUGCCGCUCGGCUGGUAUUAAAGUUAUCAUGGUGACUGGUGACCAUCCCAUUACCGCCAAGGCCAUUGCCAAGGGUGUGGGCAUCAUCUCUGAGGGCAACGAGACUGUGGAGGACAUCGCCGCCCGCCUCAACAUCCCAGUCAGCCAGGUCAACCCCAGAGAUGCCAAAGCUUGUGUGAUCCACGGCACAGAGCUGAAGGACAUGUCUCAGGACCAAAUCGACGAGAUUCUGCGCAACCACACUGAAAUCGUCUUUGCCAGAACCUCCCCCCAGCAAAAACUCAUCAUUGUGGAGGGCUGCCAGCGACAGGGGGCUAUUGUAGCUGUAACUGGCGAUGGUGUGAAUGACUCUCCAGCUCUGAAGAAGGCUGAUAUUGGUGUUGCCAUGGGUAUCUCAGGGUCCGACGUGUCCAAGCAGGCUGCGGACAUGAUCCUGCUGGAUGAUAACUUUGCCUCCAUUGUUACUGGAGUGGAAGAAGGUCGCCUGAUCUUUGAUAACCUGAAGAAAUCCAUCGCCUACACUCUGACCAGCAACAUCCCAGAGAUCACCCCCUUCCUGUUCUUCAUCAUCGUCAACAUCCCACUGCCCCUGGGCACCAUCACCAUCCUCUGCAUUGACCUGGGCACAGACAUGGUUCCCGCUAUCUCUCUGGCCUAUGAAGCUGCUGAAAGUGACAUCAUGAAGAGGCAGCCCAGGAACCCAAUGAGGGACAAGCUGGUCAACGAACGUCUCAUUAGCAUCGCCUAUGGACAAAUCGGUAUGAUCCAGGCUUUGGGUGGCUUCUUCAGUUACUUUGUGAUUUUGGCUGAGAACGGCUUCCUCCCCUCGCUCCUGGUGGGCAUCAGACUCAGCUGGGAUGACCGCACUGCUAAUGACCUAGAGGACAGCUAUGGACAGCAGUGGACAUACGAGCAGAGGAAGAUUGUAGAGUUUACAUGCCACACAGCUUUCUUCGUCAGUAUUGUGGUGGUGCAGUGGGCUGAUCUGAUCAUCUGCAAGACCAGACGUAACUCUGUGUUCCAGCAGGGAAUGAAAAAUAAGAUCCUGAUCUUCGGUCUGUUUGAGGAGACAGCUCUGGCUGCAUUCUUGUCCUACUGCCCGGGCAUGGACGUGGCCCUCAGGAUGUACCCACUAAAACCUUCCUGGUGGUUCUGUGCAUUCCCAUACAGUUUCUUAAUCUUCGUGUACGACGAGAUCCGAAAGCUGCUCCUGCGCCGAAACCCUGGAGGUUGGGUGGAAAAGGAGACCUACUAUUGAUCAACGAGUUCCUUCUUUACUCCCGCCCCCCCUACAUCCCUCCAUUUUUCUUCUACUCCUAAUCCCCCCGUCCCAGUUCAAGACGCACAACCAGGCGCUCUACAUCUCCCCCCUCUUCCCCAUCCAGAGAGACAGCAGCUUAGAGCCGACCCCACGUCUGCCCCAAAGAGAAAAACAGAAAUAGAGAAAAAUCAAACUGCGAAGCACCUUCCAAACUCCUCCUCCUCUUCUUCCGCUCACCCCAGACCCAUAAACCGCCCUAUAAUACUCUUUGCAUGUCUUUUCACUCGGGUGUGUACAUAAAGUCUAUUAUAUAUCUACCAAUGGCAGCUGCAUAAUCAUUAUGUAGAUCUGAGAGGAGCUUUUGACGCAAAACUGGAACGUACGUAGAUACGUACACACAGAUACGUACGUACGUAUGUGUGCGCAUGAGUGUGUGUGUGAGUGAGUGUGUAUGAGUGCGCAAGUGUGUGUGGAUGCUUGGCUUACCGAGGGCCAGCCCUGCUCCCCUUCCUCACACCACAUCACAACAUCCACCCUGAUCCCCACAUCGCUCCGCCUCGCCUGUCCUCCAAUCGCCCACGGAUCACGGCAGACUCGGGUUCAGGCUCACAGGGAGUUCUUUUUACUUUCCGCUCUCUUGUAUCACCACGUUUUGUCUUUUCUUUUUUUAUUCCUUUUAUUUCUCCUGAGAGGUCACCUAAAAAAGGAGAGAGAGAGAGAUAGAGAGAGAAUUAAGCGAUGGGGCUUUUGGUGGGCUUUGUUCUUUUUUUUAUUUUGUAUUAUUUAUCCUCCUUAUAAUCAAGGUGGAGAGGUGUCCUGUGUCCUGAGACCUCUUUCCACAAUAAAAAACAUAUCGCUCUCCUUUCUUCUCACCCACCUGCUACCCUCCCUCUGUCUUUGUGUUUCCUGCUUCAGUAACACAGUAACACCCCACCCACACUCCUUCCAAAUAUCAUUUUUAGAAACGGAAAAAUAAAACACAUAAAAACAUCACUUUAGAUUCAAUCCCAGGUGUGAACACGGAUUAAAGCAAAUAAAGCAACAGAGCGACAGAGCACUGGUUCUCUAUCACGUUUUAACGUUCGGUAUAAAGAUACAGUUUAUGCAGGUAAAAUAUGUCUAUGUCUAUGUCUAAUAUCAGGUAUGGAGUAGAGAAUCAGUAAGACAGUACUUGACAGUUUUCUGGUUUCUGAUUCUACUGCCAUUACGAAUCCAAACACACCAGGUUCUGCCUCCUCCCCUUGUCCAGAAACACACACACACACACACACACACACACACACACAUACAACAGUUUCAUAUUGUGUUAAAAAUAAUAAGACAAGUGAUGACGUGUCUAUCAUUACAAGAUUAUAACAUUAUAUCAUCAUAUUAUUAUAUUAUAUACAUAUUAUAUUAUGCCCUUAUGCAAUUACAGUAUAUACCUGUAUCAUCAUAUCGUCUUAAAUGACUGAAUUUAAAGGAAUACAUUGAUAAAAAUUAAAUGAACAUGAAUAUAAUUGAUCACUGAUCCCAGACUUUUUUUGAAGUUUCUGAAGUGUGUUUAUUUAGUUUAUAAUAGGAGAUGCUGAUGGCUAACGUUGCUAGGCUACGUUGCUAAGUUUUUCGGAUAUAUAUUUUUUUAAGUUAUGUUUAUUACUGUGUGUAGUAAAACAAAAAUAGACCAGCCCAAUUUAGUGCAUUUAACAGUGGUAUAUCAGUAUAACAAAAAGUAAAUGUGUGUAAAUUGACAGGAAACGUUGCUUUUUUUAAGGAUAAAAAAAUAAAAUUUUGGCCAGUUACAGUCUUAUAGUAAAUUCAAAAUGCAUUUUAAUAAACAAAAAAUAUCAAAUUUUUGUUAUUUUAAUAAGAUUUCCCAAAGAACAAAAUAAAAAUAAUCUAAAAAUAUUAUAAUUCUGCUUUCGAUCUCGAUUUCAAAGGGCGUGUGGUACUUUAGAUUGUUAGCAUAGCUAACAUGUAAUAACUGUAAUACAGUUUUGCUAGAACUUGAAUGAAUAAUGAUAAGAUCUUGAAUAACGAUAAAAAGCUACGAAAGCAAUAAAAUAAGUUACGAUACUCUUAGUCAUCAAGUGUAGAGUGAUGGCACACAUUGUGCUGAGGUAAGAAGCGAUUAGCAGUUAGCUUUAUUAAUAGCAUUAGCAUUAUUAGCUUAGCAGUUCCUGUUCUAAACUAAAGAGGCACAGACAUCAAGUCAGACAUCAAAUGUGUCUCAGUUGAUUGACUGUCUCUGGAAUCAGGGUUCAUUAAUCAAGUUCAUUCGAUUUUUUGUAUGUACAUGGAAUAUUAUCAGAAGUAGAUCGAUCGUUCAUAUCAUGCUAACUUACACCUUUUCCCUUCUAACGUUAUAUAAAAAUAGGUCUUUUAGUGAACCUGCACUUGCUAUCAUUGCAGCCAGUGAGAGGAAUUUUAAGCUAGGCUAGGCUAGCGGCUAAUUCGAACAAACGAACCUGGUGUGUAAGGGGUCUUCAACUGCGGGCUUAUCAGGAAACGAGUGUGUGUUCUGUUUGCAUGGAGCCGCCCCAGGUCUUGCUGUGCUGUGAGUGUGUGAGCGUGUAAGGUUGUGUGUGUGUGUGUGUGCCCGAGUGUGUGUAUGCGUAUGGCGGGGGACAGUGCGCUGUAGCAGUCUGCCUCAGGCUGCAUCCAUCUCGAGAGGUGCAGGCGGUGAGACUAAAGAAUGAAAAGACGAAUAAAUAUGAUAUCAAACUGUAGAAAACAAUGUUUGAAAGCAAUGAAACCAACACCAAUAAAACAUCUAGAACAUUUAAUACAA